This is a messenger RNA of Diceros bicornis minor, 5014 nucleotides long. It is a transcript of the gene SYNPO, whose product is annotated as synaptopodin. The record is from RefSeq and is a predicted model, not a curated record. Gene Ontology annotation, molecular function: actin binding. NCBI's taxonomy places the organism in Eukaryota, Metazoa, Chordata, Mammalia, Perissodactyla, Rhinocerotidae. The coding region runs from base 174 to 2978 and encodes 934 amino acids. Gene Ontology annotation, biological process: positive regulation of actin filament bundle assembly; modification of dendritic spine; spine apparatus assembly. The transcript is spliced from 2 exons. Gene Ontology annotation, cellular component: Z disc; stress fiber; spine apparatus.
GCCCAGGAAAGCCUCGCAACUGGACCUCACCCCAGCUCGGAGUCGGCUGAGGAAGGCAGGGCUGCAGAGAACCAGAGGAGGCCUCCAGAGGAGCAGAGACCAGAGCUCACACAGGUGGCUCCGGCCCCAGCCCAGGUGCCAGCUUCUCUGCAUCCCUGAGGAGAGGCAGCACCAUGCUGGGCCCCCACCUCCCAUCCCCACCCCUCGGACCCAGCGAAGGCAGGUCUACCCCCUGCGCCUUUGAGAUCCCUGACGGGAGCUACAGGUGUCUGGCCUUGGAGGCUGAGGAGAGCGGCGGCGAGGAGGGCCUGCAAGGAGAGGCGGGGCUCACAGACUUGGAGGAAGACGGGGUGGCCAGCAGGAGUGAGGACAAUGCCUGCAGAGCCACCCAAGGGGCCCCACAGCUGCCCAGAGCCCUGGGCAUCCAGCCCCCCAGCUGCUCCAGGGAGGCACGAGGGGGUUCCCAGCAGGACAACAGGGCCGGCCAGGACUGGGCCAUGGCGAAGGCUCGGCAGGUGAUGACAGCCAGCCUCAGCUCCAGCCGCGGGCUCAGCAUUGCCCAGAAACCAGCAUUGGGCCGGAGCACGAGCUUCACCGAGAAGGAUCUGAAAGAGGCCAAGGCACGGAGCCAGCAGAUUGCAGCCCAGCUGACCACCCCUCCCAGCUCCAACUCCCGCGGCGUCCAGCUCUUCAACAGGCGCCGGCAGAGGGUGAACGAGUUCACCUUGGAGAGCCACGGCCGGAGGGUACAGAAGACCAGCCAGGAGUGCCUCAGAGUGCCCCCUGCCAGCCCCACAGGCCAUGUUCCGGGGUCCAGCCUGAGUCCCCCCUCACACCCUGAGCCAAGCCCUCCCAGGAACCCCGCCUGCCGGAGCCCUGACCUAGGGGUGCCUGGUCACAGCAUGGAGGGGUGCUCAGAGGACGCCGGCUUGCUGCGGCACCUGGAGAGGAUGGCCAGUGAGGAGGAAGAGGUGCCACUGGUGGUUUAUUUAAAGGAGAAUGCAGCCCUGCUGACGGCCAAUGGGCUCCACCUGUCCCAGAACCGAGACGCCCAGGAGACCCCACCAACCCCACCUCCAGAUGAGGGCCACAGCCCAGACGCAGAUGUCAACCAAAACCUUUCCUCACCUAGUGCCACACUGACCACACCAGCUUCUGACAGCAACCACAACCUGCCAGCCACAGAUGUCAAUCAGAACCCCCCGGCAACUGUCACCCCGCAGAGCCUGCCGCUUUCUAGCGUCCAACAGAAUUCUUCGGAGGCACAGCUCCCACCGAAUGGCACAGUGCCAGACUCCAAACCCAGCACCCCGUGUGCUGGCGGGCAGCCCCAGGAACCGACUGUGGAGGUGAAAUCCAGCACCCUCCUCAUUGAUAAGGUAUCAGCUCCACCUGCCACCACCAGCAUCUUCUCCAGAGAAGCUACUCCCAUCUCCACCUCGGGGCCCCCAGCCCCAGAUUUCAUGUCCAGCUCCUUGCUCAUCGAUGUCCAGCCCAGUGUCCCAGUGGUGUCAGCAGAACAAGAGGUGACUGGGCGGGCAGCCGCCAUCAUACCCACCAAGCUGUACAGCGAGGUCCACCUCACACUGGCCAAGCCUCCAUCAGUGGUCAACAGGACAGCCAGGCCCUUUGGGAUCCAGGCGCCAGGGAGCACCAGCCAGAUGGAGCGGAGCCCCAUGGUAGAGAGACGACAUCUCGGGGAGAAAGCCCCGGCUCCCCAGCCCCCGAACAUGGCAGACAGGAGCCCUCGGCCACAGAGACAUAUAAUGUCCCACAGCCCCAUGGUGGAGAGGAGGCCCGUGGCACAGCGAAGCCCCGCCUUGGAGAGACGCCCCUUGGGGAACUUCGCCCCGCCCCCCACCUAUGCCGAGACCUUGUCCACGGCCCCUCUGGCUUCCCGGAUUAGGUCUCCCCCCUCUUACUCUGCCCUGUACCCCAGCUCCGACACCAAGCCCUCUUAUCUGAAGGGCCAAGCAGCUCCCGCCAGCAAGACGGGCAUUUUGGAGGAGUCGAUGGCCCGCAGGGGCAGCCGGAAAUCCAUGUUCACCUUCGUGGAGAAGCCCAAGGUGACCCCGAAUCCAGACCUGCUGGAUCUGGUGCAGACAGCUGAUGAGAAGCGGCGGCAGAGGGACCAGGGGGAGGUGGGCGUGGAGGAGGAGCCCUUCGCGCUGGGGGCCGAGGCCUCCAACUUCCAGCAGGAGCCAGCACCCCGGGAUAGGGCCAGCCCUGGGGGGGCCGAGGAGAUUCUCCCAGAGUGGGCCUCGUGCCUCAAGUCGCCGCGCAUCCAGGCCAAGCCAAAGCCCAAACCCAACCAGAACCUCUCCGAGGCCUCGGGGAAGGGGGCCGAGCUCUACGCCCGCCGCCAGUCCCGCAUGGAGAAGUACGUCAUCGAGUCGUCGUCUCCAGGCCACGCCGAGCUGGCCCGCUGCCCUUCACCCACUAUGUCCCUGCCUUCAUCCUGGAAAUACUCCACGAAUGCCCCCGGCAGCUUCCGAGUGGCAUCCCGGAGCCCAGCUCGGACCCCGCCCGCCUCCCUCUACCAUGGCUACCUGCCUGAGAAUGGGGUCCUGCGCCCGGAGCCCAGCAAGCAGCCGCCGUACCAACUGCGGCCCUCGCUCUUCGUCCUCUCACCCAUCAAGGAACCUGCCAAGGCCUCGCCUAGAGCCACCCCGCCGAGAGCCGCCUCACCCGCCAAGCCGAGCUCCCUGGACCUGGCGCCCAGCCUGCCCAAGGGGGCCCUCCCGCCGUCUCCCGCCCUGCCUCGGCCCUCCCGCCCCUCACCGGGCCAGUACGCCUGCCCCGGCCAGGAUGGCCUCCAGCCCGCGGCCGUGAGCCCUACCUACAGCAGUGAUGUCUCCCCGGUGUCCCCCUCCAGGGCGUGGUCUCCCCGAGCCAAGCAGGCCCCCAGGCCCUCCUUCUCCACCCGGAAUGCCGGGAUCGAGGCUCAGGUGUGGAAGCCUUCCUUCUGCUUCAAGUAACAGACCCCACAGGGAUCCCACUGCCUGUCAGGGCCCCCUCUCCGAGGGCCUGAUGGAGAGCAGAGGUAGCAGGAAGUGGCACAGGGCUGCGAGUCAGGAGUAUGGGGACUCGGGGCUCAAGGGCUGACGCUGCCACCAGCUAGCUUUGUGACGUUGGGCAAGUCACCUCCCCUCUUUGAGCUGCAGCUGCCCCUUUCUUACCACAAGGGUGGAUGGACUGCAUGUCUGAGGGAUCUGAAGUCGGCCGUGGGUGGGGAGGAGGGUCAUGGAGAGAGAACUCCCUUGGCAGGCCCUAAUGAGGCUGGGCGGCUUCCUCUGGCCUCUGUGAGCUGUACGGAUACCAGCGUCUUGCUGGGGAAUGGUCCUAGAAGGGGACCCUAACAGGGACUUCUGGAGCAAACAGCCUGCCUGUGGAACCAGCCAGCCAAGGGUCUGCCUCCUCAGCUGCCCCGGUGGGGCCUCCCUCAUUGUGGCCCCAGCUCCUGGCAUAUUUCUGCCUGUUGCUGGAUUCUCACCUCCACGGGUCUGUCUCUUCCACCUCUGCCUUCUGGACACCGUUUCCUCUCCGCUGCUUCAGAGAGCUUUGCCUCGGCCUCCACAUUCUCUCCUCUCCUGGGUUCCUCUGCUGGAUGAGGACUUCGCCCGCCACUGCUGCCUGAUGCUUUUCUUCCUGCCGCCUGCUCAGCUGCCUCCAUGCCCUCUCCAGACAUCUGGCUCCGCUUUAGGGACAGCUAAAGCAGUUCGUCCCAGACCUCAGUCCUAGUUCCACCUGGCUUGCCCUCACUGUUCUGGGGUGUGGAGGUCCUAGGUUAUCCCUGAGAGAAGGAGAGCCCUGUAGAAGGACGUGUAGAUGGGGGUGUGCAGCUGGGAGAGAGGCCCCUAGCCGUGUAUCCAUUGGCUCUUUUGGCUUCAACCUCAGCCAAGAUCUUUCCGACUAAAAGCAGCCAUCUAUGUGCAGGGGCCACAGGGAGAGAGGCAGGAGAGGAGAGUUCUGGUCCCAUCUCAGCCUCCCAUUUGCUGUGUGAGUUUGGCCAAGUCACUUUCCCUUUCUGGGCCUCAGUUUUCUCAUUUAUACAAGGAGGGCCCUUGCAGCUGUGACAGUCUGUGAGGAUCGAGAGGAUAGGCUAGUGCUUUGGGAGAAAGGCCUUGUAAGUGAUAAGACAGUCCCCUGGGAAGAGAGGGGAAGGACAUGGGCAGUUGCCAUAAGACAGAUGGAGUUAGAUGUCUGCAAGGGUGUCCUGGGGAGGGUGUGGCUGGAAUGAGCUGCUACAGGAGGCUCGGGGAUCAGAAGCCUAGGCUGGGAUGGCCCAGGCUCAGGAUUGCCCGGGGAUCAGGGAGUGUGGCAAGGGCUGGGGCAGGAGCACAGCAGCUCAGUGGGAUGGGGUGGAAGAGACAUUAGGGUUUUGAGGAAAAGGUUGAGACUUAGAGAUCUGGCUUCUAACAGACUGACUCCAUGUGUAUCCUUGGGUCAGUUCCCCAUUUGUACAGGGAGGGCAUUGAGUCAGAGUCUGAGAUCCUUACCACCUCUGAUACCUUUGAUGGGAUGCAGCCCCCAAAACCAGGCUUUGUUGGGGGGUGAGAGAAUACAGACGCAAGAGGCAGAAUUCCAAUGGAAGCUUCCCAAGGCUGGGGGCCGAGUACCACCCACCUUUUCUUUCCCAGCCCUAUUUCUGGGCUCCCCAGCGGGGCUAGGGGUGGUGGAGGCGGUGCCCGCGCUGGGCUGAGCCUGCCGUUUUCAUGAGCUCUGGGCUCGUCUCCAUAGGAACAGGGGGUGCCUUCCCAGUGAGUUCAUCCUGCCCAGAACGCGGGGGCAUGCGUGGGGGAGCCGCGAGGGAGCUCAGCUCCUUCAUGCCAGGCCCCUCCCAGGACAGAGGGAAGCCCCUGCCCAGACCCCUGCUCCCUUCCACCCCUGAGGGCCAGCAAUGGAAGAGCCCCCCCCUCCAUCCUGCGGCUCCUGCGGCCAGGCUGGCCAAGCUCUUCCCCAACUUUGUUUCCUCUCCUGUUCUCAAUACACUCUGCCUCAAAUCUGUCUUGCU